This is a messenger RNA of Sinocyclocheilus grahami, 2278 nucleotides long. RefSeq names its product long-chain fatty acid transport protein 3. The transcript has 9 exons. Gene Ontology annotation, cellular component: plasma membrane; endoplasmic reticulum membrane. Lineage: Eukaryota; Metazoa; Chordata; Actinopteri; Cypriniformes; Cyprinidae. The annotation marks the transcript as partial. The record is from RefSeq and is a predicted model, not a curated record. Gene Ontology annotation, biological process: long-chain fatty acid metabolic process; long-chain fatty acid import into cell. Gene Ontology annotation, molecular function: long-chain fatty acid-CoA ligase activity; long-chain fatty acid transmembrane transporter activity.
CUCUUGUUUGUAGACUUGAUCAGGUGUGUGGAAGAGGUGCUGCUGGCGCUGACGGACGCUGGGCUUGAGGUUUGGGUGGCAGCAGAGAGCUCCUCACACCAGAGCGUCGGGACGCUGCUGGACAAGCUGGAGUCAGCCUCUCCAGAGAAGCCCGAGACUGACGGCCCUCAGCCCAACCUCAUGAACAACUUCCUGUUUAUCUUCACCUCUGGCACCACAGGGCUGCCGAAGGCUGCUCGGAUCAGUCACAUCAAAGCGGUGAUGUGCAUGGCCUUCCUGCGCUUGUGUGGCGCUCGAGCCUGUGACCGAGUCUAUCUGACGCUGCCGCUCUAUCACAUGUCUGCGUCACUGCUCUGCAUCGGCGGCUGCAUCGAGCUCGGGGCGACCUGUGUUUUGAAGAGGAAGUUCUCUGCCAGCCAGUUUUGGAAGGACUGUGUGAAGUAUGAUAUUACUGUGUUUCAGUAUAUUGGAGAACUCUGUCGAUAUCUGGUCAAUCAACCAAAGACUGCAGAGGAAGUGGCUCAUAAAGUUCGCCUCGCCGCAGGAAGUGGUCUCAGAGCUGACGUUUGGAAGGAGUUUCUCAGGCGUUUUGGAAAGAUCCAAAUUCGUGAAGCUUAUGGUUUAACGGAGGCCAGUAUUGGCUUCGUUAAUUACACCGAUGAAAUUGGACCCAUUGGGCGAGCCAGUUAUUUUAAUAAGCUCAAUUUGCCGUUUGAGUUUUUAAAAUGUGAUCCACACACAUAUGAGCCCAUACGCACAGACACGGGACACUGCAUUAAAGUGAGUAAAGGGCAAGCAGGGUUACUGGUGGCUCCAGUGAUGUUCACCAACCCUUUCCUGGGAUACGCAGGCGAUAAAGCCAUGUCUGAGAGGAAGCUGCUGAGGGACGUCUUUAAGAGCGGAGAUGUGUACUUCAACACUGGAGACCUGAUGCUUCAGGACCACAGAGACUUCGUCUACUUCAAAGACAGGAUUGGAGACACAUUCAGGUGGAAAGGAGAAAACGUGUCCACCACAGAGGUGUCUGAAGUGCUGGGCUGUCUGGACCUCCUGCUGGAUGUCAGUGUUUACGGCGUCACUGUGCCAGGAUACGAGGGGCGAGCAGGAAUGGCUGCUGCUGUACUGAAGGACGGUCAUGGGUUGGAUGGAGAGAGGCUCUACAGUCAUCUGCUCCACACUCUUCCUCCGUACGCAUGGCCCUGCUUUCUGAGAGUGCAGACUUGCUUAGACGUGACGGAUACGUUCAAGCAGCAGAAGGGCAGACUGGUGCAGCAGGGCUUCAGUCCGGAUACAGUCCAGCAGCCGCUCUUCUUCCUGGAUGCGUCGCAGAAAACAUACUCGCCCCUCACUGCACAGCUGUAUGACGAUAUCGUUUCAGGCAAGAUCCGACUCUAGAUGCAUUGUGGGAAAUGCAGUGCAAAGCGUCCACAUCACCAGGCGGCUACAGUGAUGCUUGUAUUUGUGUACUGCACAAAUGUAUGUGGCAUUUCAGGGCUGGUGUGUUUUUAGUGUUUUAGUCUCUACGGGCCACUGAGCCCACAGAUAAACUGGAAUGUCUUUGUAAUAUUAGUUAAUUUUCUGCAUCAAUGUUAAGAAAUCCUAACAAUCAAUACACUCUUAACCACUUCACUCAGCUUGUAAUGUUUCACUCUUGUUAUUAACGGUAUAGAUUUUAUAUUUAUUUUUAAGAGUAGAGCAGCAGUUUUACAAAUGUUAUUUGCUCUUGAUAAUUACGUAGGCUAAGUAAACCAAUAGGAACUAUUUUCUUCGUCUAAAAGUAAGGCUAAUUAAGAUCCCAGCUGCAGUAUAUGUGUGAUUGAGUAUUUCAAACACAAGGCAGAUCCACUGAUGAGUGUCACAUCUUCACCACACAUGGUCACGCUUUUAUAUCAAACAGGUUCAGAAAUGGUUUUAUAAUUGCAGCCAUGAACGUCAGAGAGCAAAAAUGGCCAUUUCAUUAAUAUGAGUAUAUGAUUUAUAUAUCUAUCUAUCGUUGUAGAUUUAAUGAUGGUCAGUUCAUUGUGUCUGUUUGUCUGACUGUAGUACUGGUCACUGGAGAUCCUUGUGGAUUGCUCUGGCAUGUUUGAUAAUGAUGAAGUGUGACUGUUAUUCUUUUGUUAGUAUCUCCGUUACGUUGUGAUAAAGUUAACCUUUUGUAUUGUUCAGAAGAUUUGUUAGAUGAUUGCAUUUGAUCCAGUAUUAUUAAUAACAAACUUGUAAAGGCAGUUGUUUACCACAAGGGGGCAGUGCUAACCUUACACAUUUUGUGUGUAAAAGU